Lethenteron reissneri (Far Eastern brook lamprey) is the source of this 7931-nucleotide messenger RNA. It is a transcript of the gene MYO18A, whose product is annotated as myosin XVIIIA. Gene Ontology annotation, cellular component: myosin filament; cytoplasm; myosin II complex. Lineage: Eukaryota; Metazoa; Chordata; Hyperoartia; Petromyzontiformes; Petromyzontidae. Gene Ontology annotation, molecular function: ATP binding; cytoskeletal motor activity; actin filament binding. The record is from RefSeq and is a predicted model, not a curated record. Gene Ontology annotation, biological process: actomyosin structure organization.
GGCCCUGGGAGAAGUUCAGAGUCGGAGGUUGUUCGGGUGGCGGCGGCGGCGGGACCUUCAGGGCGACGAUGGUGACGGCUGGAGGCGACGCGGGUGACGUGGCCGUGCCCACGUGGCGCCACGAUGGAGGCGCGUCCAGAAUCCCAUAUCCAUCACCGUCAUCAUCGGCAUCAUCAUCAUCAUCAGCAGCAGCUGCUGCACCAUCGUCAAUAUCAACAGCAGCAUCGGCACCACCAUCGUCAUCAUCAUCAGCAGCAACAACAACAUCAGCAACAACACUCCCGUCGUGGCCAUGGGAAGAUACCUGGAUCUGGACGGAUGGAACAGACCGCAUGGAGACCCAACCCAGCCAAGUGGCCUGGAUGACCAGGGCCCUUCGGUUAAGGACGAGGAGAGCAGCCCGCUGGCGCUGAAGCAGCCGGCCGCCAUCACCGCCGCCACCGCCACGACCAUUCCCAACGGAGCCGGAUUCAUAAAGAAGGCCGUCAGGAGCAAAGAGGAGCAGAUGAAGUUGGAACAGCCGUCGUCGCCGGUCUCUCAGCCGCCGUCGCCGGGGUGGAGGCCGCCAUCGCGGGUGCUGUCCCCUUCGCUGCAGUCGCCCUUCGUCAUGAACGGUGGCUCCAACCGCGUGCGCAAGAUCUCUCAGGGCAGCGCGGACGGCCCGCCGGGGAUUUAUUCCAACGGGCAGCCCGGCUCCCACAUCGGCUCCCCGCCGCCUGGCCUCACGUCACCCGCAGACAACGCCGCCACCACCGCUGACGACCCGGGGUUGCGCAGCGUGGUGAAGAAGAAAGUGAUCAAGGUGGUCCGGCGCGUCGUGCGGAAGCCGCGGUCUCCCGACGCCGAGAUGCAGGACGGCGGAAAGCCCGACGCUCCGAGCGGCGCGCCGGCGAUCGGCAAAGACGCCGGAUCGACGGCGCUACCGCCGCCGCCACCACCGCCCAGCUGCAACACCGCCGGUGGGAGAUCACCCGCAGCGUCGAUGGCGGUGGAGGUCACCAAAUCGGCAGAGCGACCGCCCAGGUCGGACGGGCUCGCAGCGAAGCACGGCCCGGUGCCACCGGCGGCACCGGCGGCAACGGCGACAACGGCGACAACGGCGGCACCGGCGGCACCGGCGGCCGUGGUGAACGGGAAGCCGGACGCCAUCUCCGAGGGCCUGGCCAGCCUCAUGUCGCGCGCCAAGACCAAGGAGCCGCGUCUGAGGGUGCGGCGAGUGGUGGAACGGAGGGGGGAGGAGGCAGCGACGGCCGUGGCACCGUCGCCGUCGCCGCAACCGCCCGGCGAGGAGGGCAAGGCGGAGGUGGCACCGUCACGGCCGUGGGGGGCGGUGUCUUCCAUCGACGAGGUGGCGCAGGGGGACCGGCGCGACGCGUCCGACAGCCAAGAUGCGGUGAUUUGCAACGUCCCCACCACGUUGGUCGCCAUGGAGCCCGUUAGGCAAGAGAUGACUUUUCCCCUUCCCACGCAAGAGAAUAAACCUGCGUCUGAAGCGCCCAAGGUGGAGCUCGAGCCGGUGCUCGCCAUUACCGAGCAACCAACGCCCUCCCAUGAGCCCUUGCAGCAGCAGCAGCCGCCACUGCCACCGCCGUCACCGCAGCCAGAGAAGAUGGAGGCCAAGGCUUCGCCUGAACUGCCCAGAACUGAGGAGGAGCAGCAGCAGCAGCAGCAGGGCUUCUAUGCGUGGUUCGAGGCCGAGAAGGUUUGGCUGGUGCGGAAAGACGGCUUCGUGGCCGCGACGGAGCUGAAGCCCGACGUUGGGACUCCGGAAAUGCCGGCGCGGAGACUCAAACUCAAGAUGGAGGAGCGGGGGACCAUCGUGGAUGUGGAUGAGGAAGAGGUGGAGAAAGCCAACCCGGCGGAGUUGGAGCAGGCGGAGCAGCUGGCGUCGCUGCUCUUCCUCAACGAGUCGUCGCUGCUGCACACGCUGCGCUCGCGGCUCGCGCACGCCAAGCCCUACACGUACGCCGGCGCGCACCUGCUGGCGCUCGCUCCGGCCCGCGGGGCGCCGCUGCACACCGACGAGGCGAUGGGGGCCGUGCGGUGCUGCCAGGGGGAGGCGCCGCCGCCGCCCCACGUGUACGCGGCGGCGCGCGCCGCCUUCCGCCGCAUGCUCGGCAGCCGCCAGGACCAGACGCUGCUCUUCCUGGGCGCCGCCGGCGCCGGCAAAACCACGGCGGCACGGCACGCGGCCGAGUACCUGGCCACGUUCGCGGCGCACGGCGCGCCCGGCGGGGGCCUGCCGGGAUCGCUCGCUAGCGCCCGCCCCAGCGGCGGCAGGAACGUCGUCGAGCCCUGCAAGAACAUCAGCGGGAGGCUGCGGGCCGCCUUCACGGUGCUUGAGUCGUUCGGUCACACCUCCACCGCCACCGCGGCGAUGACGGGUGGCGGCGGUGACGGCGGCGGCGGAUCGUCGCGCUUCGCCCAGCUCCUCUCGCUCGACUUCAACCAAUCAGGCCGUCUCGCCGCCGCCUCCGUGCAGACCAUGAUGCUGGACAGACUGUGCGUGGUGCACAGGGCCGAGGGAGAGCGUCCGUUCAAGGUGUUCCAGCAGCUCAUGGCAGGAGCCGAUGUCGCCCUGAGAACGGAGCUCUACAUGGGCACCUUUGCAGAUGUGAACGUGUUCGGAAUCGCGCCGCUAACGAAGCCCGAGGAGCGGCAGGCAGCGGCCUCGGAGUUCUCCGGGCUCCUCUCCGCCAUGAAGACCCUGGGGUUCGACGAGAAGGAGCAGCGAGGGCUCUGGCUGGUGCUCGCCGCGAUCUACCACCUGGGCGCCGCCGGCGCCACCAAAGUGGGGCGCAAGCAGUUUGCCCGCCACGAGUCGGCCCAGAAGGUGGCCUACUUGCUGGGCUGCACGCUGGACGAGCUGUCCACCGCCACCUUCAAGCACCACCUGCGGAACAUCGGGCUGGGGCCGUGCGGAGGCGGCGGGGGGCGGCCUUCGUCCGUGGGGGCCCACGGCUGCCUGGAUGAGACCUCGCUCGAUAGCACUCCAGGGCCAAAGCUGACGGCUCUGGAGUGCCUGCAAGGCAUGGCCAUGGGGCUGUACGGAGAGGUGUUCAACCUCGUCGUGUCGCUCAUCAACAGGUCAAUGAGCUCGUCCCAGCACACGCUGAGCUCCGUGCUGCUGGUAGACGCCCCGGGGUUCCGGACGAGCGGCGCGGCCGGGCCGGUCCGCCCCGCGGGCUCGCUCUCCGACCUCGCGCACAACUACGCGCAGGAGCGCCUGCAGCUGCUGUUCCACGAGCGAGCGCUCGCCGCUCCGCUCGAGCGGCUCCGCGAGGAGAACAUCGUGGUGGCCGUCGAGGAGGAGCCGCCGAGCUGCACGCCGUCCGUCAGCGCCGUCGACGCCGCUUCCCAGGCCGCACAGGUCCUGGGCAGCGGGCGGGGCUCAGUGGGGGUCGCGGGGGGCGAGCGGCGUGGCCUGCUGUGGCUGCUGGACGAGGCGGCCGCCACGCCGGGAGCCACGGACGACGACCUCGUCGAGAAAUUCGUCGCCGCGUUCGGACACACGGCCGACGACGCGGUGGCAGCGGUGCACAAGGAGGAUCAGCCGUGCUGCUUCAGCGUGCGGCACGCGCGCGGCGCGCUGCCCGUGCGGUACGACGCCGCCGGGUGGGUCGCCCACGCCAAGCACAACCCCUCGGUGCACAACGCCGCCACGCUGCUGCAGGACUCGCAGAAGGCGGUGCUCAGCGAGCCGUUUGCUCCCAGCGCCGGCGCCCUCCGGAUCCUGGGUGGCGCCAUCGCGGGCCUGGACGGGCCCUCGCAGUCGGCGUCUCGCCGCGCCGCCUCCGUGCGCCGCUGCCUCAGCACUGGCGGCACCGGCGGCAGGCGCCGGUCUCUGGCAGCGCACGUCAAGCUGCAGGUGGACGCGCUGCUGGACAUGGUGCGGAAGACCUACGUCCACUUCGUGUUUUGCCUGCGCCCGAGCGCGGCCCCCGGCGUCUUCGGCGUCUCCGGCACCGCCUCUGUCGACAUCCCGUUCCUGCGGGCACAGGCCCAGGCCUGCCAGCUGGUGGACGCGCUGCGUCUCCACAGGCAGGGUUAUCCCGACCAGAUGUCGUUCAGCGAGUUCCGCCGAAGCUUCGAGGUCCUCGCUCCGCAGCUGUGCAAGAAGCACGGGCGGCAGUACAUCGCCACCGACGACCGACGGGCUGCCGAGGAACUCCUGGAGGCUCUGGAUCUGGAACGGAGCACGUACGCCGUGGGCGUCAGCCAGGUUGUGUUCAAAGCCGGAGUGCUGGCGAGUCUGGAAUACCUGCGGGACUCUCAGAUCUGCGAGACGAUCGUCAACUUCCAGGCGCUGUGUCGCGGCAAGAUCGUGCGGCAGUGGAUACAGAAGAGAAAGGUCCAGGAUCUGGCCGUGCGGUGCCUGCAGAGGAAUUUCCGCGCGAUGGAGAGCGUGCGGCAGUGGCACUGGUGGCGCGCGUUCACCCUCGUGCGGCCCCUCGUGCCGCCCGCGGCCUCAGAGGAGCCCGCCAAGUACAAGGAGGAGGAGAUGGCUCAGCUCCGCGGCCGCCUCGAGAAGUCGGAGAAGGAUCGUCACGAGCUGCGGCAGGGCAGCGACCGGCUGGAGAGCAAGGUCACGGAGCUGCAGACGGAGCUGACGGACGAGCGCCGGCUCGCCGAGACGACGGCGCAGCUGUUGGAUGUGGAGGUGUCGGAGCGUCUCCGCGUGGAGAAGGAGUUACGCGAAGUGCAGGUGAGGUUUGAGGAGCUGAAGAAGAGGACGGCCGCCGUGGAGAUGGAGGUGUCGGAGGCGCGGAUGCUGCGCGCCACCGAGGCCAGCUCGGGCAUGGACGGGGCCGACGGGGGAGAGUGGAAGUCACGGUACGAGCGAGCGAUGCGGGAGAACGGGUACGCGCGGAAGAAGCUGCAGCAGGAGAUGGAGGACAAAGUGGACGUGGAGCAGCAGCAGAAGAAACAGCUGGAGCUCAAGGUGACGGAGAUGCAAUCGAGCGGCGAGGAGACCCAGCGCAGCCUGCAGAACCUGCAGCGCCGGUGCCAGCGCCUCGGGGCCGAGCUGCAGGACUGCCGCCUCCAUAUGGAGACGCACCAGGCGCGCAACCACGAGCUCGACAAGAAGCAGAAGAAGUUUGACGGCGAGCUGGCGCAGGCGCUGGAGGAGGCGAGCCGCGAGCGGAGCCAGAGGGAGCGUCUGACUCGCGAGCACGACGUCAUCUCCCUGGAGAUCAGCAGCCUCAACCAGCAGCUGGAGGACAAGGUGUUUGACAUCACGAUGCUCAACGAGAAGGUGGCGCAGCUGGAGAACGAGCUGCUGGACGUGACCACCCAGGGCUCGCACGACGAAGGCUCCGUGGCGAGCCUGCGCAAGCAGAUCCGUGACCUCGAGGCCAAGGUCAACGAUCAGGAGGAGGAGCUGGACGACCAAGCGGGCAAGAUCCAGCUCCUCGAGCAGAACAAGCUGCGGAACGAGAUGGAGAUGCAGAGGAUGAAGCAGAUUCACCAGAAAGAGGUGGAGAACAAAGAAGACGAGGUGGAGGAUGUUCGACAGACCUGCCAGAAACGGCUGAGGCACCUGGAGCAUCAGCUGGAGGAGGAUCACGAGGACAAGCAGAAGCUCGUGAUGCAGAAGCGAGACCUGGAGAGCAAGCUGGCUCUGCUGGGGGAGCAGGUCGGGCAGAGGGACUUCGAGUUGGAGAAGCGGCUAAGGAGGGACCUGCGGCGCACCAAGGCGCUGCUCGCUGACGCGCAGACCAUGCUGGAGCACCUGAAGGAGAGCGCUCCCAGCCGGCGGGAGAUCGCGCAGCUCAAGAACCAGCUGGAGGAGUCGGAGUUUGCGUGUGCGGCCGCUGUGAAGGCCCGCAAGGCCCUGGAGGCCGAGGUGGAGGACCUCCACCAUCAGCUGGAGGAGAUGACGCGGAACAAAGUGGCGCUGGAGGAGCAGAUGGUGCGUCUGCAGAGAGAGAAGACGGACCUCCAGGGGAGGGUGGAGGAAGACCAGGAGGACCUGGACGAGUUGAUUAAGAAGCACAAGGCUCUCGUGGCCCAGUCGUCCACAGACCUGGCCCACAUCAACGAGCUGGAGGUCAACCUGGGCGACGCCGCGCGGGAGAAGGAGGAGAUGGAGGAGAAGGUGCAGGUGCUCCAAGCACGCGUUGCCUUCCUGGAGCAGUCCAUGGUGGAGCGCUGCAUCGUGAGCCGCCAGGAGGGGAGGAUCCGCGACCUCGAGUCCAAGCUCGAGUUCGAGAAGCUGCAGAUAAAGCGCUACGAGGCGCUGGCGCUGCGGCUCAAGGAGAACAUCGACCGCGUGAGCAGCGAGCGUGACGAGCGCGGCGCCAGCGAGGGGCGCGAGAAGGAGCAGAACAAGCGGCUCCAGAGGCAGAUCCGAGACGUCAAGGAGGAGGCGGCGGAGCUGGCGAAGCGCGAGGGCGAAUCCAACCGCAAGCGCCACGAGCUGGAGCUGGACAUGGCGAGCCUGGAAGCCGCGAACCAGAGCCUGCAGAGCGACCUCCACGCCUCCUUCCAGAGGAUCAGCGACCUCCAGGCGGCCAUGGAGGACGAGAUGGCGAGCGACGAGAACGACGAGGCGGUGGACAGGGUGCAGGAGCUUGUCGCGAAGUACCAGCGGAAGAAGAACAAAACUGGGGGCGACGAGGACGAGGACUCGGAGGUGGAGGAUCGCGUUGACAGCGUCAAGUCGUGGCUCUCCAAGAACAAGGGCAGCCCGCCGGGCGACGUCCCGGGGGGCGGGGGCAAGACCCCCUCAGACGAGGGCAGCCUCAAACCCUCCUCCAAGUUCAACCUGGACGGCAAGGACGCGGGCGACGUCCGUCCGGCGUCCGUCAUGAGCUCGCUGAGCUACCGCAAGCGCAUGAGCGGCCAGCACGACAACAACGACGACGACGACUCCCAGUCGCUGCUGUCGGCGCUCAGCAGGGACUCGGCGGCCGAGCAGGCGUCCUCGCUGCGCAAGUCCAAGAAGGCCUCCAGCAUGGAUGACCUCGACGACGUCAAGUCGUGGCGCAGGUCCCUGCCUUCCGCCGCCGACGACUUCGACGACGACGCCGCGAGCGUCUCAUCGCGGCCGUUCGCGCGUCGCCCCAGGAACGGCACGGCCGGCGACAAGCGGUGGUCGCUCGCCAACCUCGAGAAGGACGACGACGCUAAGUCGGACUUCUCGUUCGUGCCGUCGCUGCGCCGCAUGGCCUACGACAAGGGCGACGACGCCAAGUCCGGCGCGGGCUUCAGCGGCCGGAGCUCCCUCUCGCUGCCAGCGUCCUGCGUCCGCCGCCUCCUUCGGAGACGGCAGCGGCGUCGGCCUCGGCUACGGCCUGGGACGGCGCUCCGAUUUUGGCGGCGGCGGCGCGAGCCCGAGCGUCGGUCGCGGCCGGCUGGACUCGGGCGCGCUGAGCCCCACGCCGUCGUCGCUGCGCCGCUCCGAGCUGGGCGGCACGGGCGCCUUGCCAGGCUCGCGCCCCGAGUCGCGGUCGUCCGUCUCGUCCUGGUCCAAAGGCGGGGGCUACGGCGAGUCGGCGGGGCGUGGCGGCGGCGGCGACGGCGGCGACGACGGCCGGACGUCGGCGCUGGCGCGCAGCCUCUCGGUUCCGCCGCGGCCUCAGAGCGCCCUCGAUGGCGGCGGCAGCUACCGCGGUGCCGACGCGACGGACGACGUGAAGCCGGUGACGCACCGCAGCUGGCUCGACCCCGAGCUGGAGGCGGCCAUCAACGAGGUGCUGAGCUACAAGCCCGUCAAGCCCAAGCGGCGCAACUACUCGGCCGUGUCGGACGACGACACCGCCGCCGCCGGCGACGCUGACGACGACCGGAUGAGCGUGAGGAGCGCCAAGAGCGUGCAGGCGAACGGCGGCGGGGAGACGCGCUCCUCGCAGAUCCGCAGGUCCUACUCCGCCAUGGACGUCAACGCGCCAUCGUCGAUCGGGAAGAAAAAAUCAUCGCACGGCGGC